CACAAAGCUAUUAAAACGAGUAAACGACCCGCUUAUCAAAUCUCCAUCUUGGGAUCUCAUUAAUCACCAAAUUUCCGCUGUUCACAAUUAUAUAUAUACCCACUUGAUUCAAUCGCCAAUUUAUCUUCAAAAUGGUGGUUUUAGCAGCUGCUAUUAUCAGUAAAUCUGGCAAAGCUCUUGUUUCGAGGCAGUUUGUUGACAUGUCUCGAAUUAGAAUCGAGGGGCUUCUUGCAGCUUUUCCUAAGUUGGUUGGAAGCGGGAAACAACAUACCUAUGUUGAGACAGAGAAUGUGCGCUAUGUGUACCAGCCAAUUGAGACCUUGUAUCUGAUACUUGUGACUAACAAGCAAAGCAAUAUUCUUGAGGAUCUGGAUACACUGAGGCUUCUUUCUAAAGUUGUCCCCGAGUUUUCUCCCUCUCUAGAUGAAGAAGGUGUCACCAAGUAUGCUUUUGAGUUGAUUUUUGCUUUUGAUGAAGCCAUUUCUCUUGGGCACAAAGAGAGUGUAACUGUUGCCCAGGUGAAACAAUACAUUGAGAUGGAGAGUCAUGAAGAGAGAUUGCACAAAUUGGUAUUGCAGAGCAAAAUUAAUGAAACCAAGGAUGUUAUGAAGCGUAAAGCUAAUGAGAUUGAUAAAAGCAAGAUUGAAAGGGGCAAAUUGGAUAAAGGUGGAUUUUCAUCCACUCAAUCAAUGGGUUCGAUGGGUUCAAUUGGAAGAAUGGACAGUGGCUAUGGUAAUGGUAUGGGUAUAUCCAGUGGUAAUAAUUUUGGAAGUGGUACUGGAUUUGGAUUAGGCUCUGAUGUCGAUUCCUUUUCAAACAAGUCUAAAGGUCGUCCAAGUGCAGCUGUUAGUGCUCCAAGUAAAGGGAUAGGUAUGAAGCUUGGCAAAUCACAAAAGGCAAACCAGUUCCUGGAAUCGCUGAAAGCAGAAGGUGAGAAUAUUGUAGAAGAUGUGCGGCCAAGUGUAGCUGCAGGCAGAUCAGCUGCUCCACCACCCACCGACCCUAUCACUCUAACAACUGAAGAAAAGCUCAAUGUGACCUUGAAGAAAGAUGGUGGUGUCACCAACUUUGAUGUGCAGGGCACUUUGUCUCUUCAAGUACUUAACCAGGAUGAUGGGUUCAUCCAAGUUCAGAUUGAGAGUGGGGAUAAUGCAGAAAUUAAAUUCAAGACACAUCCUAACAUCAACAAAGCAUUGUUUUCCAAUGAGAAUAUACUGGGAUCCAAGGAUCCUAACCGUCCAUUCCCUGCUGACCAGUCUGGUGAUGGCCUUGGUCUCCUGAAAUGGAGAUUGCAAAGUAAAGAUGAGGCAGAUGUGCCCCUGAACAUUAAUUGCUGGCCCUCUAUCUCUGGAAAUGAAACUUACGUUAGCAUUGAGUAUGAUGCCUCACCAAUGUUUGAGUUACAAAAUGUCGUUAUUUCUGUUCCUCUUCCGGCACUCAGAGAGGCACCAAAUGUCAAGCAGAUCGAUGGAGAAUGGAGGUAUGACUCCAGAAAUUCGAUAUUGGAGUGGUCGAUACUUCUCAUUGAUGACGCAAACCGCAGUGGUGCGAUGGAGUUUGUUGUUCCUAAUGCUGAUCCGUCAGCGUUUUUCCCCAUUUCUGUCCGGUUCACUGCAGCGUCUACUUUUAGCAACAUGAAGGUUGUGAAUAUUAUCCCCCUAAAAGACGGACCUGCUCCAAAAUUUUCUCAGAGAACACAAUUGGUCACAGAAAGCUACCAAGUUGUUUGAAUAAAGCUGUUCCAUAUGAAAGACAUCCGAUUUUACUGUUAUGCUUGAUAUGAAGUGUCGCUUUUCUGUUACUAUACUAUUAAUGUGUGUUUUAGUUUCUCUCCAAUAGUAGGAAUUAAAUUCGACUCUUCUCUGGCUUCUGGUCUUUUAAUAGCAACUGAGUGGGUAUUCAAGAACAUAAUCAAAGCAGUUGGAUGCUUAUGGCAUUUUGUAGACUAAAUUGAUAUGUAAUAUGAAAUGAAGUUUGUUCC
Messenger RNA from Erigeron canadensis, 1981 nucleotides. Its product is annotated as coatomer subunit delta-2-like. Gene Ontology annotation, cellular component: COPI vesicle coat; cytosol. NCBI's taxonomy places the organism in Eukaryota, Viridiplantae, Streptophyta, Magnoliopsida, Asterales, Asteraceae. Gene Ontology annotation, biological process: Golgi localization; retrograde vesicle-mediated transport, Golgi to endoplasmic reticulum; endoplasmic reticulum to Golgi vesicle-mediated transport. The transcript is spliced from 12 exons. Bases 132 to 1730 code for a protein of 532 amino acids. The record is from RefSeq and is a predicted model, not a curated record.